This is a messenger RNA of Ipomoea triloba (trilobed morning glory), 828 nucleotides long. RefSeq names its product transcription factor SCREAM2-like. Gene Ontology annotation, biological process: regulation of DNA-templated transcription. The coding region runs from base 77 to 544 and encodes 155 amino acids. Gene Ontology annotation, cellular component: nucleus. The transcript has 4 exons. Gene Ontology annotation, molecular function: DNA-binding transcription factor activity; sequence-specific DNA binding. The record is from RefSeq and is a predicted model, not a curated record. Lineage: Eukaryota; Viridiplantae; Streptophyta; Magnoliopsida; Solanales; Convolvulaceae.
CUUCAAGUUUUCAGAUAUACAGAGAGAGAGAGAAAACCAGAAAGAGAAAAAGAUCAGACAGAGAGAAAUUAAAACAAUGGUUCCCAGGGAGCAAAAGAGAACCACCCUGCAUGAGAAGCUUCAACUCCUCCGAUCCGUCACCAACUCUCACGCUGUGAGUGAAACAUCAAUCAUAGUAGAUGCAUCAAAGUACAUCCAAGAACUAAAGCAAAAGGUGGAAAUAGCAAACCAAGAAUUGGCAGCUUCCCAGAUUUCUUCAUCAUCAUGUCCCAAAUUUUCAGUGGAAACCCUAGAAAAGGGUUUCUUGGUGAAAGUAUAUUCAGAAAGAAGCUGUCCUGGCUUGCUUGUUGCCUUACUUGAAGCUUUUGAGGAGCUUGGCCUGAAUGUCCUCGAAGCUAGGGUUUCUUGUACAGACAACUUCCAUCUCCAAGCAUUUGGAGGAGAGAAUGACGAGAAUGAAGAUGGGAUAAGUAGCGGAGUGGUGAUAGAAGCGGUUUCGGAAGCAAUCAAGAAUUGGAGUGAGGGCAAUGAUCAUCAAGACUAAAUUGAUGAUAUAUUAUUGUGCUUUCUUUCUUGGGGUUCUCCACUUCAUUUUGUAGGUAGCUAGGUUAGUCAUGAAUGGGUAAUUUGCAACAUGAAUCAUGGUAAUCAACAACUUAUAUGUACGUACUAAAUUGUCAAUUGAUGAUCGAAGAUCAUGAAUUUUGGAGAUGCAUUGCAUGCUCAAUUAGCUAGUGGGGAAUCAAGUGAUGAUUAAAAAAAAAAUCUAGAAAUUGUAAGUCUUUUGAUCACGUCAAAUGUAAAAUAAAAAAUAUUAAUUUGAUAUUU